AUGGGUUACCGUGGACGCAGAAAGAGUCUCAAGCGUGUGACAGCACCUAAAUCAUGGAUGCUGGACAAGACAGGGGGUGUUUUUGCACCAAAAUGCUCCCCAGGUCCCCACAAGUCCCGCGAGAGUUUCCCCUUGACUCUGUUCCUGCGUAAUCGCCUCAAGUAUGCUCUUUCCUACCAAGAGGUCAAGAAGAUUGUCAAGCAGAGGUUAAUCAAGGUUGAUGGCAAGAUUCGAACUGAUCACACUUAUCCUACUGGAUUCAUGGAUGUGGUGACCAUUGACAGGACCAAUGAGAACUUCCGUAUUUUGUACGAUGUGAAAGGCAGAUUUGUUGUUCACAGAAUCAAGCCCGAGGAAGCUAAGUACAAACUGUGCCGUGUGCGCAGGAAUGGCACUGGCCAGAAGAAUGUGCCCUACCUGACCACCCAUGAUGGCAGAACCAUCCGCUACCCUGACCCCUUGGUCAAGGUCAAUGACACCAUCAUGGUUGACAUCGCUACUGGCAAAAUGAAAGAGUUCAUCAAGUUUGACACAGGCAACUUGGUGAUGAUCACUGGUGGACAUAACUUGGGCCGCGUGGGGACAAUCAUCAACAGGGAAAGGCAUCCUGGAUCCUUUGACAUUGUCCACGUCAAGGACGCCCUCGGACACACCUUUGCUACAAGGUAUUUUUUGAAAUAA
Molecule: messenger RNA, 681 nt
Organism: Candidula unifasciata
Lineage: Eukaryota; Metazoa; Mollusca; Gastropoda; Stylommatophora; Geomitridae
Source: the annotation of a GenBank genome assembly